Acaromyces ingoldii is the source of this 318-nucleotide messenger RNA. Its product is annotated as bola-like protein. The transcript has 3 exons. The record is from RefSeq and is a predicted model, not a curated record. The coding region runs from base 1 to 318 and encodes 105 amino acids. Lineage: Eukaryota; Fungi; Basidiomycota; Exobasidiomycetes; Exobasidiales; Cryptobasidiaceae.
AUGGUCGCUCCUAUCCGGCGGCCCUUCUCGACCAGUGCUACACGCAGGCAAGAAGCACAAGAGACAGAGGAAAAGACGGAGAUGGACAGCGGAGAACAGGACAUUCACGAUAUCCUCACAAAGAAGUUCCAGCCCAAGCAGCUGCAGGUGCAAGACGUCAGCGGCGGGUGCGGCUCUUUCUAUGCAAUCGCAAUUCAGUCUUCCGCCUUCAAGGGACUGACGACGGUGAAAGCGCAUCGUCUCGUCAACGAAGCGCUCAAAGACGUCAUUGCUGGGAUCCAUGGCCUUCAACUGCGUACCAUUCCUGCAGACGACUGA